This is a messenger RNA of Mesoplodon densirostris (Blainville's beaked whale), 987 nucleotides long. RefSeq names its product syntaxin-7-like. Gene Ontology annotation, molecular function: SNARE binding; SNAP receptor activity. NCBI's taxonomy places the organism in Eukaryota, Metazoa, Chordata, Mammalia, Artiodactyla, Ziphiidae. The record is from RefSeq and is a predicted model, not a curated record. Gene Ontology annotation, biological process: intracellular protein transport; vesicle-mediated transport; vesicle fusion. Gene Ontology annotation, cellular component: membrane; endomembrane system; synaptic vesicle.
CUGAAAGAAGGCCCUGGAGUUCACUGUCUUAGAAAUGGUGACUGCUUAGAAAACUGCACAGCCCACCAACAGCUGAUGAAAUUAGCGAACAAGCAAAUCAACUAUGUCUUACACUCCAGGAAUUGGUGGUGACCCCGCCCAGCUGGCCCAGCUUAUCUCUUCCAACAUCCAGAAGAUCACACAAUGUUCUGCGGAAAUACAGAGGACUCUGAAUCAACUUGGAACACCUCAAGAUUCACCUGAAUUGAGGCAGCAGCUGCAACAGAAGCAGCAAUAUACGAACCAACUUGCCAAAGAAACAGACAAGUACAUUAAAGAGUUUGGAUCUCUGCCCACCACCCGUGACCAGCGUCAAAGGAAAAUACAGAAGGAUCGCUUAGUGGCGGAAUUCACCACAUCACUGACAAACUUCCAGAAGGCGCAGAGACAGGCUGGAGAGAAAGAGUUUGUCGCUCGAGUAAGAGCCAGUUCCAGAGUGUCUGGUGGUUUUCCUGAGGAGAGCUCAAAAGAAAGGAAUCUUGUGUCCUGGGAAAGCCAAACUCAGCCUCAGGUGCAGGUGCAGGAUGAAGAAAUUACAGAGGAUGACCUCCGCCUUAUUCAGGAGAGAGAGUCUUCUAUUAGGCAACUUGAAGCUGAUAUUAUGGAUAUUAAUGAAAUAUUUAAAGAUUUGGGAAUGAUGAUUCAUGAGCAAGGAGAUGUAAUAGAUAGCAUAGAAGCCAAUGUGGAAAAUGCUGAGGUGCACGUCCAGCAAGCAAACCAGCAGCUGUCAAGGGCCGCAGACUAUCAGCGCAAAUCCAGGAAAACCCUGUGCAUCAUCAUUUUUUUCCUUGUUAUCGGAGUUGUAAUUAUCGGUCUCAUCACAUGGGGAGUGAAAGGCUAAGAUUAUAAAGGAGCACACUAUUGCACUACAUUAUGUAAAUUAUGUAGGAAGAUUCCUUUAAUCAUGGUAGGUUUUUUUUUAUUGUUAUUACUUUAAAGCUGUUGCUU